Messenger RNA from Mycena indigotica, 1596 nucleotides. RefSeq lists its product as uncharacterized. Gene Ontology annotation, molecular function: nucleobase transmembrane transporter activity. Lineage: Eukaryota; Fungi; Basidiomycota; Agaricomycetes; Agaricales; Mycenaceae. Bases 1 to 1596 code for a protein of 531 amino acids. Gene Ontology annotation, biological process: transmembrane transport; nucleobase transport. The transcript has 14 exons. The record is from RefSeq and is a predicted model, not a curated record. Gene Ontology annotation, cellular component: plasma membrane.
AUGAGCUCCAAAUCGUGGUGGCGUCUCAACGGCUGGGUACUCGAGCCCGAGCCCUCUACAUUUGCGCCAAACAAAAAAUGGUCGAAUAAAGACAUGGACCCCGUUCCCCGAGGGCAGCAAACGUGGACUACGUGGAACUACUGUGCCUACUGGAUUUCGGACGCGGUAAUGUCGAUCUGCUCGUCGUGUCAUUCAAAGCUUCUCAACUUCGCGUCUUGGGAGCUUGCUAGUUCAAUGAUCGCGAUUGGCUUGUCGUGGCGGCAGGCGCUGCCAGCAAUUGCGUUGGGUCAUAUAAUUAUCGCCUUCGUAAUGGUGUUGAACGGGACUAUCGGGGCACGGCUGCAUGUUGCUUUUCCAGUCAUCACCCGGUCAUCAUUUGGAUUUUGGUUCUCGUACUUUGCAGUCAUCAGCCGAGUCGUCCUCUCAUGCUUUUGGUUUGCUAUCCAGACUUAUGUCGGAUCCGAGUGUGUCUACCAGAUGCUCAAAGCAAUCUGGCCAUCGACGGCCCAUAUUCCAAAUCACCUCCCGGCCUCUGCAGGAAUAACCACUGUGGGCAUGAUGUGCUACUUCCUAUUCUGGCUCAUCCAAUUGCCCUUUCUUCUAGUCUCUCCUCAGCGCAUCCGCCACCUCUUCGUGUUGAAGGCUGCCAUUGUCCCCGCUACCUGGCUCGCUAUCCUGAUCUGGGCUCUCCAUCGGGCACCACCAAGCGUCAGUCUCAACCAGCAACACUCGUCGUUGACUGGCGGUGCCGCAAGCUGGGCAUGGUUGAGCUCGCUGAAUAAUAUGCCAAGAACGAACGAGCCCAAUAUGUGCAAAUCAUUAUCAUCCCCGUCGCGUUUACUCUGGCAGGCUUUUUGUGGAAUGGCCGUGGCAACGGCAAGUGAAGUGUUGUACGGAACUGUGAUAUGGGACCCUCUCCAACUGAUCGACCGCUGGGACUCGCGUGCUGCAUCGUUUUUUGCGGCAUUCAGUUUUACUUUGGCCACCCUCGGCACAAAUAUCUCCGCCAACUCACUGAGCGCCGCCAACGACAUGACUGUCUUACUGCCUCGCUACAUCAACAUUCGCCGGGGCCAAAUUAUCUGCGCCAUCAUUGGAGGCUGGGCGCUAUGCCCUUGGGAGAUCCUAUCGUCCGCACCGGGUUUUUUAACAUUUAUGUCGGGGUACACGGUAUUCCUUGGUCCAUUUGCUGCAAUAAUGGCGGUCGAUUAUUGGAUCGUCCAUCAAGGAAAGGUAGACGUCCCAGCCAUGUAUGACUACAAGGGCCGUUAUCGGUACUGGAAUGGAAUCAACUGGAGAGCGGUCGUUGCCCUCCUCUUCUCGGUCACACCAAGUCUUCCUGGCCUCGCCGCGAGCAUCAACACGACCAUUCACGUCGGAGACGCCUCACAUCUUUUCGACAUCGCGUGGUUGUAUGGGGUAAGAACGUCCACUUUCAGACUCGGAAACUACGCUGACGAUGUCCAGUUUUUCACAGCAGGUGUCCUUUAUUGGGGCCUUUCACUGCUUUUCCCAGCCAAGGAGACGUAUCUGGAGGAAGCUGAUCUGGGCGAUGGGUCCAUCGAGACCGAGUCGAAUCUAGAGACUAAAGUGUAA